GUAGAUGCUUGGGUUGUAACUGAACAAAAUUGAUUGACAUACUAUAAGCUUAAUUAAUCAAAAAUUUGUGCAGAACUUUAUAAAGGUCUUACAGAUAUUAGUGCAAAUGAGUUGGGUCCUGAACAAAUUGGGCGACAGAUGAUUUUGCCAUCUUCUUUCACUGGAAGUGUAAGACAUAUGUUUGAAAUCUUUCAAGAUUCCAUGGCUAUUACACGGUACAAUCAGCACCCAGAUAUCUUUCUUACAAUGACUGCAAAUCCCAACUGGCCUGAAAUUUCUUUAGCUUUGUUACCACAUCAAACAGUAUUAGAUCGUCCUGAUUUGGUUGCCCGAGUUUUUGAGUUAAAGAGAAGAUUUUUGAUGAAAAAGAUAGAAACAAAACAAUUAUUUGGAAAAAAAGUUACACAUGUUUUUACAAUUGAAUUUCAAAAAAAGGGUUUGCCACAUAGGCAUGCACUUUAUUCCUUUAUGGCUCAGACAAAAUUCAAUCUUGCUCUCAGGUAGACAAUGUGGUAUGUGUUGAAUUUCCUGAUCCGGAUGAUAACCCUGUUCUCUUUGAUACAAUUAAGAGUUGUAUAAUACAUGGACCAUGUGGUGCUCGAAAUCCACGCACAUCAUGUAUGGAAAAUGGUGUUUGCAUUAGGAAGUAUCCUUGAAC
Messenger RNA from Ilex paraguariensis (yerba mate), 658 nucleotides. NCBI's taxonomy places the organism in Eukaryota, Viridiplantae, Streptophyta, Magnoliopsida, Aquifoliales, Aquifoliaceae. The record is from the annotation of a GenBank genome assembly.